This is a messenger RNA of Camellia sinensis, 390 nucleotides long. RefSeq lists its product as uncharacterized. The record is from RefSeq and is a predicted model, not a curated record. NCBI's taxonomy places the organism in Eukaryota, Viridiplantae, Streptophyta, Magnoliopsida, Ericales, Theaceae.
AUGUCAGAAGAGCAGAAUGGGAAGCUCGAAGAACGGGCAUUGCCAGAACUGAAGUUAUCAGACUUAUUAUUCACAGAGACGGUGAGAGGACACCAUGAAGCUAUUGAAACUGAGUGGGAUUCACUUCGAAGGUCAGCGUGCCAGACAGUAGCAGGGAGGGCUCUGUGGAAGCAUGUGAUCUAUGAUCCAUUUGCAGAGUUACUUGCAGGAGAACUGUACCUGAGAAGCCUUUACGAAAAGAUAAAGAAAGAUCGCUACAAAAUUCCUAGGGAAGUCUCUGGCGUCAUGCUUGCUGUUCGAACCCUGUGGUUUGAUGAGAAAAUUGAAGUUGCUCUCAGUUUUUUCGAUGGUGGAGCAACACAUGUUCUUCUUCUUGGCACAGUUUGGUAA